Messenger RNA from Ruditapes philippinarum (Manila clam), 3394 nucleotides. RefSeq lists its product as uncharacterized. The record is from RefSeq and is a predicted model, not a curated record. The coding region runs from base 499 to 1230 and encodes 243 amino acids. Lineage: Eukaryota; Metazoa; Mollusca; Bivalvia; Venerida; Veneridae. The transcript is spliced from 6 exons.
UCAAUAUAUAAUCACUGCAUCUUGUAUAAAUUUGAAUAUUUUAAAGUAAAUGGUGAAUAAUACAUACAUUUUAUGUUUCUCGAUAUGUUACUUUUUGCAAGUGUAUUUAUAACCUUACUGCUGAUUUUUCUUGAGAAAAGUAACAUCAUAUUUUCAUUCUAAUUUAUCACAUAUGCCGAAUCUACAAAUUAGAAAAUGAAUGCUGGAAUUGUGUUUGAUCAAAGUCUUUUUGGUAACUUUAGGCAUAGUCUGGCAAUGUUCUUUGUCUGUAGGCUCAAAGUUCAAAUACAUAAAAGUAUCAAAGGUCAAAGUAAAUAAUAGAAUAACAAAAUAACUUGUGCUACAAAAUCACCACCAUUAUCCCAGCCAUGGAAACCUCUAGAUAUGUUAAACGCCUAUGAUGUCAUAAGAAUAUUAUAUUUCUUUUUAUGCAUUGCUUUGAAAUAUUCAAAGCUUACAUUGCCGCACAUUCAUUCCACCAAGUGAGCAGCACGCAUCAUGGAUGUAAGCUUUAUUUGGCUGUUCGUUUGUAUGAUAUUCUACAUCAUUUCCUUAGCAAAUGGUUUUAAAAUUAAGACGGUCAUUUUCCGAGUUCGCGGUAAACGACAUGACGCUCGCAAAUGUGCAAUGGAUAUUCUAAACGAUGACUUCAUUAUUGGAAGUAGAAUAGCUGACAAAACAGGAAAAUGCGAGAAACAGACAAGGUCCUCCGACGAAUUUCAAACGACAGAACCUGGAUAUGGAUACGUGGAAAAAGUGUACACGAAAAAAGGUUUUCAACCAGCGAUCUCACCAGAAAGACUAGCUACAGAAGAUGGCAUUUUUAACUUUACCGGACCUCUCAAGAUAGGGUCAAGGCUGGAUUUUAAUUUCGCUAGAACGUCACCUGUAUUUUACCAUAUCUUGUUGAUGCAUGGCGAGGGCAGCAAAUCAUUCUGGAGCUUGAGUCUUAGCGUAAGGGAGAAAGAUUCAGAAAUGGGGAUAGUGAACGGUAACGCUCUAAAAGGAAGAGUGAUCACUUUCGAUGGGGCCACCAUGUGUCCGUUGAAUGAAUGCAAGUUUUCACUUGUUAUCAGCGACGGUAAAAUACAGAUCCUUGUCGGUGAUCACUAUUUACAAAACAGCACAACGGUUGUAGAGUUGGCAAUAUUACGAGAGAUGGGAAAAGUGGUGUUUUCUGCAUCUUCAGAGAAUGAUAUUACAUUCAAUAGUUUUGAGUUUACAAAGUAAUCAAAAUGGGACUGACGCUGUUUUGAAUUGAUUUUUUUAUUAAAACAAUCGGGAAAUUUGCUAACAUUGAUUUUGAUAGAACAAUUUAAUAAUUGAGCAAUCAUUUGUCAUGAAGAAUCUUUUGUUUAGCUUUUAUUGUAGAAUUUUUCAAUGUGUUGAGGUAAUAACAGUUACUGAUUAUUCUGAGGGUUCAUUACGAAAGGGACUCCACUGAGUUUUUUUGACAUUGCGGAUUUGAAUUUAUUUUCCCAAGAUUUGGGUACCAAUUGAAUAAGGUCAAGUCCAGUAAUUUGUGUGCAAAUUGUCAUUCCCUCAUCCUGUUUUAUCAGAAAAGUAUAGUUAUUUUUAUUGUAAAAAUUGGCACAAAAAUGAAAAUCGUUGCAACGCUUUCACUCAAAUCAAAUUUCGCAUAAAAAAAGAACGAUUUGAAAUUUAAUUAUGUCUAUAUUUCUUUGAUAUCCUUUGUGCAGAUUUUUACAUUUAAAGUGCUACACUCGAUUUUUGAAAGAUUUUCAAUUUUAUGUUUAUAUGUUUUUAUGCCUUUGCACGUCAGUGGAGUUCUUCUGGAAAACCAGUAUAAAGACAGACCAGCCCUGUACUUCCGGUUUAGUCUUUUCUGGCAUAACACUACUUGCAGCUUGAUGCUUUUUUGUAAAAGAAAUUCAUUCCUUUGGAAGAACUUUUCCAAAAUCAAAGUAGGACAAAUUGUUUUCCGCAAAGGCAGCAGAUUAAGGGACGAGUCAUUUUUGGUAAUUGUUGAUAAUAACUCAAUUGUAUGUCUUUUGUAUGUAUUGAUACUUCAAUGCUCACUAUAUCCUUUGAUAAUAAUAUAAAAGGCACUGCUUUCAAAUGACCAAUUCGUGAUAUCGUUAUAAAACAUAUUACGUAUGACACUUAGAUUCAUGUAAUUCGUGAUAUCAUUAUAUUAUGUAUAACACCAAAUUUCAUGUAACAGUAAUAUAACUUACUGGAAUUGAAAUUACUUACUGGAACUGAAAUAACUUAUUGCAACUAAAAUUUACUUAUUGGAACUAAAAUGACUUAUUGGAACUUAAUUUUUGCACAGUAUGUUUUACUUAACCUUUACCGUGCUAUUUACCCGUGCAGUCAGUGCAGAUAAAUAUCAGCCAUCACAUCCGGGCGUUCUGAUCAUAGUCUGCACUGUUUUCUAUUCAUUCAGUUUAUAUUUCGAAAUCGUUCCUUUAGUGGCAAAUGCUUUUCUCCAAACUGAAAUGUGGACAAGUCCAUUUAAGGUUUAUUUAUCGUGGUGAAAGAUAAUCGUUUUUUUUAUGAUCAAUUCAAACAAUGUGUUCUUUAAAAACUUAAUCUGUGUUAUGUAUAACAUGAAAACGAUAUUAGCAAUUUACUGUUUUUUAAAGCUGAAUUAUACUUUUUUAUAUAUGGAAUAGUUGAUACUGCCUGGUACAACGUAAAAAGAUGUCAGAUUCACUGUUAAUUAACUGUAAGUUGAAUUUUGAGAUCAUAAAUCCAGAAAAUUGAAUACCGCUCAAGUCGGUGCUAUGGGGUGUGAGGGUGUCGCACUUUUUCGAUCAAACCGAGUCUGCACUUUUCAUUUAAUUUUAUUGUAAUUAAAGCUUCCGAGGGAUCAUUCUUUCUCCAGCUUUUUAGAAUUUCUUUUGGUUAUAGUUUUAUUUUCUAUUUGAAAUGGUGAUGAAUGCAUGAGUCAUUCUUAUUUUGUGAAAUGAAUAAAUAUUACAUUUACAUUUCUCAUUUAGGAUAAAUUGUUGUUAUCUACUUCGUUAAAUGAUAGAAUAGCAUUUUUUAACGACGGUACAUAGUUUUUCUUUAUUUUAUUAAAUGAAUGAUGAAGCAUUUCUCAAUUAUGAUAUAUUGUCGUUAUCUAUUUUGUUAAAUGAUAGAAUGUAGCAUUUCUCAACGAUGAUAUAUUGUUGUUAUUUAUUUUGUUAAAUGAAUGAAUGAAUGAAUAAAUGAAUGAAUGAAUGAAUGAAUGAAUGAAUGAAUGAAUGAAUGAAUGUAGUAUUUCUCAAUGAUGAUAUAUUUUUGUUAUUUUUGAAUUAAUCUAUAUAGCUGCACAUGAACGUUUGUUGAUCACAAAGCAUAUAUGUUACUGAGAUGAUUAUUAUAUAAAUAUGACUUUCCUAUUAUGUUAUUUUAGAAGUUAGUUGAUUUUGGUAAUGGAUCU